Molecule: messenger RNA, 306 nt
Organism: Letharia columbiana
Lineage: Eukaryota; Fungi; Ascomycota; Lecanoromycetes; Lecanorales; Parmeliaceae
Exons: 1
Coding region: 1-306 (101 amino acids)
Biological process (GO): transmembrane transport; carbohydrate transport
Cellular component (GO): membrane
Molecular function (GO): carbohydrate:proton symporter activity
Source: RefSeq, a predicted model, not a curated record
AUGUUUCGGCACGUCAUCGUUGCUACGGUCACCAUGUUCUUCCAACAAUUCACGAGCAUCAAUGCCGUCCUCUACGACGCACCGUCCAUAUUCGCAGCCCUGGACACCUCCAGCAACAAUACCAGCCUCCUCGCAACGGGAAUAGUAGGCACAGCGAUGCUUCUUGCCACCAUUCCUGCCGUCCUUUACAUUGAUAAGCUAGGGAGAAACCCCGUCUUGCUCACGGGAGCUGUGGGCAUGGCUAUCCGUCACACAAUCAUCGCCAUCCUCUUCGGCAUAAAACCAGCAUCAAUGGGCGACCCAUGA